Pseudomassariella vexata is the source of this 803-nucleotide messenger RNA. RefSeq lists its product as uncharacterized. The transcript has 2 exons. The coding region runs from base 335 to 556 and encodes 73 amino acids. The record is from RefSeq and is a predicted model, not a curated record. NCBI's taxonomy places the organism in Eukaryota, Fungi, Ascomycota, Sordariomycetes, Amphisphaeriales, Pseudomassariaceae.
CAGGCCGGCUUGGCUUGCCAUGUGGUAAUACAAGUGUUGAAAUUUGGUAAUUAUAUCCGCCAACCCACGCCGCUAUGCCAUGAUCUCCAACUCUCGUGUGUUUCUUACGGUUAUGAUGUCAUCCCGAUGACUCCGUGUAUAAGCUGGAUGCUGUCUAGAGCUCUGCACAUUUCUGCAGUUGGGCAGUUGAUAGUUUCUGUUCUUCAUUCUUCGUAUUUCUGAUCCACCACCCCCUGCAGAACGGACCCAUGAUCUACUGUACUAGCUGCCCCCUACGUCCGUGACGCCGAUUCCUGGAUGCAGUCUGGCCCGCCCAGACCAUGUUCAGCUCACAAUGAAACGGGGCCCCAUCUACACAGAUCAUGAGCCCGCGAGCCGCCCAAGGAUGAAAGAAUGGAAGUCGGAUUCUGGGCGAGGAAAUACGCGGAGGCAAUGCGGAAAAUACUCUCCGAAUACCCCGGCGCCCCUGGUAAAAUGCACCGGCAGACCUCUCAGGCUUUGGGCAAGGCAAGAAGUGUCACAGGAAACGUCGAGGAAAGCAGGUGCUGAGACAUAGUGUGGGCACGACAGGAAAUAGAGCUGUAUUGUUAAUGGUGAUGAUGGGACUAACCCCCAAAGGCUGCAGGUACGGGAGGUCUAUGGGCAUUUGGUACAAGCGCUGCACCCAGCACCCAGCCGCUCCGCCUGGGGCACGCAACACACAGUAUACCUUGACAAAUAUAAGUUAUUGAAAUUAUUUGACUGUGUUUCUACUACAUCAGCCCAUCCACAUAACCAGGCCUCUGUACUGGUUCAGAAUCCGG